AUGAAUGAAGUUAUAAAGAAAUAUGGCAGUUUAAUACCACUUGAAAAAGAUGUUCUGGAGAGAUUGAAAGAAGUUAAUGAAGAUUUCUCCCAUAGAAAACCUUUUAUCACCAGAGAAAUCAUGAAAUAUCAAGAAAAACAUCCAAAACCCUCCACUUACAAUUUCCAAGUCUCCUAUAAUAAACACAUACUGGAUAUGGAUGAUUUAACUACACUGGAAGGCCAAAACUGGCUGAAUGACCAAAUAAUUAACAUGUAUGGUGAACUCAUAAUGGAUGCAGUUCCUGAAAAAGUUCAUUUCUUUAACAGUUUUUUUCAUGAACAGCUCGCAACCAAAGGAUAUAAUGGGGUAAAACGAUGGACUAAAAAGGUAGACUUAUUAAAAACUCUCUUAUUAAUUCCUAUUCACCUGGACGUCCACUGGUCCCUCAUUGCUGUGAACAUCCCCAGUCAAAUUAUUUCAUUUUAUAAUUCCCAAGGCGUUCAUUUUCAGUUUUGUGUGGAGAACAUUCAACAGUAUUUGCUGACUGAAGCAAAAGACAAGAAUCACCCUGAGAUCCUUCAAGGUUGGCAGACUGCUGUGACAAAGUGCAUUCCACAACAGAAAAAUGACAGUGAUUGUGGAGUUUUUGUGCUCCAGUACUGCAAGUGCCUCGCCUUAGACCAGCCUUUUCAGUUCUCCCAAGAAGAUAUGCCCCGAGUGAGAAAAAGAAUUUACAGGGAGCUGUGUGAACACCAGCUAAUAGACUAAUA
Neopelma chrysocephalum (saffron-crested tyrant-manakin) is the source of this 752-nucleotide messenger RNA. Its product is annotated as sentrin-specific protease 5-like. Lineage: Eukaryota; Metazoa; Chordata; Aves; Passeriformes; Pipridae. Gene Ontology annotation, molecular function: deSUMOylase activity. Gene Ontology annotation, cellular component: nucleus. The record is from RefSeq and is a predicted model, not a curated record. Gene Ontology annotation, biological process: protein desumoylation.